UGGCUCAUACAUGCAUAGUCAUCAUAGUCAUGAUGUACCGACUUAAUAUAAGAGUGAAGAGCAAUAUAUAUUGUCCGAGUUAGAGAAGAUCAUCAUAUAUAUCGAUCAUCAGCUAGCAGUAAAUUAAAUGGAAGAUGAACAAGAUCGAUUGUUGCCAAUUGCCAAUGUGGGUAGGAUUAUGAAGCAAAUCCUACCACCAACUGCCAAGAUUUCCAAAGAAGCAAAACAAACAAUGCAAGAAUGUGCCACAGAAUUUAUAAGUUUUGUAACUGGUGAGGCGUCAGACAAGUGUCACAAGGAGAAUCGCAAGACAGUGAAUGGAGAUGACAUCUGUUGGGCUCUGAGUUCUCUAGGGUUUGAUAACUACUCUGAGGCUAUAAUAAGGUAUUUACAUAAAUAUAGAGAGGCUGAAAGAGAGAGAGCUAACCAAAACAAAGCUACUGCUUCCACUCAAGAAAAAGAUGAAGAAGAGUUCAACUUUAAAGGUACCCAAGUGCAACAGCUGCAAACUGAGAGUACUCCUACUCCAUCAGAGUUUAGGAUUCUUGAGAAGGGUAACAGCAGCUCUCUUAAAAAGCGAUAUUGAUUAUAUAUGAGUAAUACUGGAAUUGGAAUUCUCUUUUAAGAUGGAGAGACGAAGGAAAAGAACAAGAUGGAGAGAGGAAGAAGAAACGGUAUGGAAUUCCGAGGUUUAAACGACUAAGCUCCAGUAUAAUAAACACCCCAAUUUCUUGAGAAGUUGUAGUGAUGACUUAUGAAAAGAUUGUAGUCUACUAAUAUCAAAUAUGGGUUACUACUCUGAGGUAACUUUAAUCCUUGUUUUUUAACUGGUUUUUCCUUUAAUUGCAUCUACCAGUCCUUGUGGUUUGUUUUAGCUCAUAGUUUUGUCGACGAAGAAGAAGAAAAUCACUUAGUUA
Molecule: messenger RNA, 917 nt
Organism: Hevea brasiliensis (rubber tree)
Lineage: Eukaryota; Viridiplantae; Streptophyta; Magnoliopsida; Malpighiales; Euphorbiaceae
Product: nuclear transcription factor Y subunit B-4
Exons: 1
Coding region: 128-586 (152 amino acids)
Biological process (GO): regulation of transcription by RNA polymerase II
Cellular component (GO): CCAAT-binding factor complex; nucleus
Molecular function (GO): DNA-binding transcription activator activity, RNA polymerase II-specific; protein heterodimerization activity; RNA polymerase II cis-regulatory region sequence-specific DNA binding
Source: RefSeq, a predicted model, not a curated record